Messenger RNA from Rana temporaria (common frog), 1438 nucleotides. RefSeq names its product protein ANTAGONIST OF LIKE HETEROCHROMATIN PROTEIN 1-like. The record is from RefSeq and is a predicted model, not a curated record. Lineage: Eukaryota; Metazoa; Chordata; Amphibia; Anura; Ranidae. The transcript is spliced from 3 exons. The coding region runs from base 160 to 1338 and encodes 392 amino acids.
UUACCGCGUUUGCGCUAAUAUUAGCGCUAACGCCCAUGCGUUUUAAUAGCGUUUUUACCGCGUUUUUACCGCGUUAGCGUCAGCUAAUAGACAUACCCCAUUACAUCACAUCCUGUUUACUUCCUGGUUUAUCGUCAAGGAAGAAGGACCUUGGAGAAGAUGGAGUUUCAUGAGCUGCUGUUGUUAUUUGUACUACAUGCUUGGGAACAUUGUCUUAAACAACAGAGGUCACAACGUCGCUUUUGGGUUCAUCCCAUCUAUCAAUUGCACUCAGAUAGAGGUCAAUUUUCACUACUCUAUCAUGACCUGAGAGAGCACCCUGAGAAAUUUCGAAAUUACACACGAAUGACCAUUGCGACGUUUGACUAUCUUCUAUAUCUGCUAAGACCUGCGUUGUUGAGAGAUGAUACAAACUGUAGAGAAGCUAUAACACCAUGUGAACGUCUACUUAUAACACUGAGAUAUCUUGCAACAGGAAAUACCUACUCCUCACUGCAAUACGAAUUUCGCCUAGGGAUUUCAACCAUAAGUAAGAUUGUGCAGGAUACAUGUGAUGCAAUCUGGAAGCUGAGAAGAUCUUUUAUGCCUACUCCAAAUAAAGAAAAAUGGGAAGAUAUUGCCAAGGCUUUUUGGAACAAGACAAACUUUCCGAACUGUUUAGGGGCUAUUGAUGGAAAACAUAUUAGACUAAUAAAACCAUGUCAUAGCGGUAGCCAGUAUUAUAAUUAUAAGAAGUAUUUUUCAGUUGUUUUAAUGGCUGUGGUUGAUGCAGAUUAUAAAUUCAUUUUUGUUGAUAUAGGAUCAUUUGGGAGCAAUGCAGACUCUGCUGUCUUUCAACGUAGUACAUUUGGGAAAAGGCUUGUUUCUAAUGAGUUGGAUUUACCUGAUAAUCGACCACUGCCAGGUACAGAGGGACCUAAAAUGCCCUAUGUAUUUGUAGCAGACGAUGCUUUUGCUAUUCAUGAACAUCUCAUGAAACCAUUUUCUCAGAGAAAUUUAGAUAAUCGAAAGAGGAUCUUCAACUAUAGACUGUGUAGAGCACGUAGACUUGUAGAAUGUGCUUUUGGUAUACUGGCCAACAAGUGGCAAAUCUUUCUAAAACCAAUUAACCUUAAAAUAGAAAACGCAUGUAAGGUAAUCAAGGCUGCUUGUAUUUUACAUAAUUUGGUAAGAGAGAGGGAUGGAGUAAAUUUUGAGGAUACACUGUCACAUAAUAUUGAACCUGCUGAGUUUCUGCAUGUACGUGGACCUAUGGUGGGAUUCACUAUUAGAGACGCUUUUGCAGACUACUUCAUGAGUUCAGCUGGUGCACUCAGUUGGCAAGAAAACAUGAUCUAACUUUCAUAAUAUUAUACUGUACUGUUCUGGAAAAUAUUAUCUUCAUACUUUGAAAUGACAGGAAGCAAUAUGCAUAAAUAAAAUCAUUGUUGAAACAUUA